CGUGAUUCAUCACUGCAAUAUUUUCUCUCUCUUUAUCAUUUUCACCACCGUCAAGUAGCCUGUACAAUACAAUACGAUACACACUGCAAUACAAACUCUUUCUUUCCCUUCUCUUCCUCUUCCUUUCCCACUCCACCAAAUCUCCAAUGGCGUCCCAUCGCUACGCUCGCCUUCUCGCUUCCUCGCUGCAACUUCUGCUCUGUUCUUCCUUUCUACUGGCCGACGACUCCGCUCCGUCCGCCUCGCCCUGCGCCUUCCCCGCCGUCUUCAACUUCGGCGACUCCAACUCCGACACCGGAGGACUGUCGGCGGCGUUCGGCGCGGCCCCUCCGCCGCACGGAGAGACCUUCUUCAGAGCGCCUGCCGGCAGGUACUGCGACGGCCGCCUCAUCGUCGACUUCAUCGCUCAGGGCAUUGGGCUUCCUUUUCUCAGUGCAUAUCUCAAUUCAAUAGAAGCAAAUUUCUCCCACGGAGCUAACUUCGCUACGGCAGGAUCGACCAUUCGGAGACAAAAUGCAACUCUUUUCCAAACUGGGUACAGUCCUUUCUCUUUGGAUGUUCAAACCUGGCAGUUUACACAGUUCAAAUCUAGAUCUCAGAUAGCUUAUGAGAAAGGGACAUUUAGAGAUGUAUUACCUCGAGAGGACUACUUCUCUAGGGCUCUGUAUACUUUCGACAUCGGCCAAAAUGACCUCACUUCAGGCUAUGUCAAUAACAUGACUACCGAGGAAGUGAAAGCAACUAUCCCUGAUAUCCUUGAUAAAUUCACUAUUGUCAUAAAGAGUGUCUAUGGCCAAGGAGGAAGGUACUUUUGGAUCCAUAACACAGGUCCCUUUGGUUGUUUGCCUUAUGUUAUAGACCGAUUUCCUAUCAGAGCACCUGAGGUCGACCACAUUGGCUGCGGAACUCCAUUUAAUGAAGUGGCUCAGCUGUUUAACGCCGAGCUUAAGCAAACUGUAAUCAAACUCAGAAAAGACCUCCCUAAUGCCGUAUUCACCUAUGUUGAUGUCUACUCUGUGAAGUUCAAACUCAUAAGCCAAGCCAAGAUGCACGGCUUUGAACACCCUCUUGUCUCUUGCUGUGGGCACGGUGGCAAGUACAACUACAACUUCCACUGGGGUUGUGGUUCUAAGGCCGUAGUGAACGGCACCGAGGUUAUGAUUGGGAAGGCGUGCAAGAAUCCUUUGAAGAGGAUAUGCUGGGAUGGAGUUCACUAUACUGAGGCCGCCAACAAAUGGGUGUAUGAUCAAAUAGUGGAGGGUGCAUUCUCAGACCCACCAACCCCUUUGAGAAUGGCAUGUCAAAGGCAGGCUCACUGAGAGCUACUACUACACCUCUGCCUGCCUUGUUUCACUUGGGCUGCUAAUCAAUAAUGCUGCAUGAGUUUUUGCGUGCAACUAAUUUUGUAGCAGCAAAUUAGCCCUUUGGUUCUGUGUGGUAGUGCAUUUGCAAGCACUUGAAUUCACCAAGUAGUAAAUUCAUACCCAACAACCUUGCGCGUAUCGUCGGUUGUAGACUGUUGCGAGUGUUAACUAAACCUUAACGAAAUUGUUCAAUUGCUAGAAUCAACAAGUAGAACAUCACUUAAAACCAUUGAUAGCAAUUUCUACAUAAUUAAUAGUAAUCUUAUUUUCAACUUCCAUUUGAUGUUGGGAGGUUAAUUCGAGAACUUGGCCUGCACAACUUUAAGGGCACCAGCUCUCUUUCGCAAGACCAGAAUUCAGCCUCUCACUUUUUCUCCCUCCUUUUGGCAAAGGGAAAAGCCUACCGUGCAUGCGUGACCUUUAAUAAUAACAGCUUUCCAUCUCAAUGCGUGCAAAGCAAUGCAAGGAGAAGGCAGCAGUGAAACAUGCACUAACAUAAAGCUAGCAGAGGAAAGCAUAUCUCUCUUCUCUCUUGUUUUCUCCAUAUCUCUCCUUCCAUCGCCUCUUCACUUCCACUUAUUAGUUCAUAAUUUAUCUUUGCUUCGCCUGAUCAAGUUAUGGCAGCUUGCGGUGCCUUGGUGCUGUUCUUCACUUGCUCUCACCAGGCAUUCAUCGGAGCGGUAGUCGAUCGAGAUGGUGGCUCGGUGACCUAGCUAAUUACAUCUAGUCAAGGAUUACUAAUGCCAUGAUGGGGAAUCGAGCAUGCUGGUCCGAUGAUCUUUGUUUUUGCUAUUGUUUCCAUUGUUUUGUUUUUCUCUUUAAAUGGAGAGUUACUUGUGUUUGUUUGCUCUUAUAGUUCUGUGAUAUUCAGUCACUGACUUGAAUAGAUUUUGCAGAAACUUGGAUGCCAUGAAAU
Messenger RNA from Zingiber officinale, 2280 nucleotides. Its product is annotated as GDSL esterase/lipase ACHE-like. Bases 147 to 1319 code for a protein of 390 amino acids. Gene Ontology annotation, molecular function: hydrolase activity, acting on ester bonds. The transcript has 5 exons. The record is from RefSeq and is a predicted model, not a curated record. NCBI's taxonomy places the organism in Eukaryota, Viridiplantae, Streptophyta, Magnoliopsida, Zingiberales, Zingiberaceae.